This is a messenger RNA of Mizuhopecten yessoensis (Yesso scallop), 3610 nucleotides long. RefSeq lists its product as uncharacterized. The transcript has 2 exons. The record is from RefSeq and is a predicted model, not a curated record. Lineage: Eukaryota; Metazoa; Mollusca; Bivalvia; Pectinida; Pectinidae. Bases 1657 to 2772 code for a protein of 371 amino acids.
UAAUUUAUAAAAUAUUAAAAACCAAAACGUUUCACCAUAAUAAAGUAAAAUUAUUUUAUCAUUAUAUAACAAAAAGCAUUACACUUCAUGCUCAUAUCAGUGCAGUUAUCUGCUAUGAUUGACAAAUACUCAUUUUGAAAAGAGAUAAAAUAUGUUGAGCUUUAAUUCCUGAAUAUAUCUAUCUAAGAUGGGCUAAAAAGCCUCACCCGCGACUGUUUGUAAAGGGGAGGACGAGUUGGCCACUGGUAUAUUAUAAAGUGCUUAUUAUGUACAACUGUAAAUGAGCAUGUAGAACUUUUCUGAAACAAUUUUUAAUAAUAUUGUAAAACACAAGUACCGAAAAGGUACACAAAAUGACCGCCGACAUAAAUAUGUGUCAGAUUGAUGGUAUAUGGUGUACAGAUCUUCUAAAUUGUAUCUAUGAUCUUUGACCUUCAUUAGGUGUAGAAAGGUUGCGAAAACUCCUGUGUGAAUUUUAGUUGUAAUCAGCAAACUGCAAACUAUUGAAAUGUUGGAAGAUAGACCGACAGGACACUGCCAACAUAAGUUUACCAAAGGCGGGCUUAGAUGUAUACGUAACAACUCCAAAAAUAUGGUUUAAUAUUUUUUGUAAUCAAAACGUCAAAUAUGAGGUAUUUAGAGUGAAAAAGAAUACUAUCAAGAUAUUGACAUUAAUGUCUGAUUGUAGGUGUCUGAGUAACAGUUGGAGCAAUACAAACUUCCCCAACACAUUAUUGAUCAUAUGUUAGGUCAUUCUCCGGUAGACUGAAUUAUGGGAUCAAACAUUGUUUUAAAGAAAUUUUAGAACAGUUUUCAAUUGAAGGAAAAGUCUCUGCAGUGUGAGCUUUUCAAAAGACAUGAUCAGAAAGACGUUUGCUGCAAAUGUUUCAAAAAAUGUUCUGUCGGGAAAGUACCCCCAUUUGUCACACUGUAGUGGAAGCAACUCCCAUGCUUUUUAGAGGACUUUGUCCAUUCAUUCAGACGUGCAUAAGAAUACCACUGGUCAACUAUGUAUAAUAUUACAAUGAAUUUCAGUAAUCUAUUCGGUUUAAUUAAUCACUGGUCACAUUCGUGUUGUUCUGAUUUAAACCCUCUUGUUCCCCUGUGAAAAUAUGAGAUCUUAUUAACGCACAUCACAAUCAUAGACUCAAUAAGUUCCACUUGUUCUGUCAUCUAAAUGAAAGAGAUGCCUUGCUCAGGUGGUGUUAUUGUUCUGUUGAUUGCAGUUUCUACACAAUAUAAAGAUGGAUGUUAAAAAUGUCCAAUGUCACAAUGUUUCCUUUAUAAUGGAUAUAGUAAAGUUUCAAUUUAUAUGCCAUAUGGUUCUAUCUGUGAGAUUUUUAACUUAGUUUAUUCUAUUUAUAUAUCUUAUUGUUUACUUCAUAACGAAGACAUAUUUGCCUCUAUAUUCAAAUCAUAGUCUAUUUACCUUCCUUUUACAACAAUAUUGUUACACUAUGUUACACCAUGCCAAGGUAAUUAGCACCGAGACUGCUUCUAAAUGGUGUUAGUACAGAACAGGAAAUGUACUGAUGCCAAUCAGGAAAAGUCUGCACUUCCGUAAACAAGGAAAUAUUAAUAAAUAUUUUUUAGUUUACGGAAAACGCUGACGGUUUCCUAUUGGUACUGAUUAUUCCUAAUUGAUAUCCUUUAUCCAUGUGUGCCAAUAAACUAAUGAUAAACAAUACAAUGCUAAACAUUGGUAAUACCAUGCUAAACAUUGGUAAUACCAUGAUAAACAUUUGUUAUACCAUGAUAAACAUUGGUUAUACAAUGAUCAACAUUGGUAAUACCAUGCUAAACAUUGGUAAUACAAUGAUAAACAUUGGUUAUACCAUGCUAAACAUUGGUAAUACCAUGCUAAACAUUGGUAAUACCAGGAUAAACAUUGGUAAUACCAGGAUAAACAUUGGUAAUACCAUGAUAAACAUUGUUAAUACCAGGAUAAACAUUGGUAAUCCCAGGAUAAACAUUGGUUAUACCAUGAUAAACAUAGGUAAUACCAUGAUAAAUAUUGGUAAUACCAUGAUAAACAUUGGUAAUACCAUGAAAAACAUUGGUAAUACCAGGAUAAACCUUGGUAAUACCAGGAUAAACAUUGGUAAUACCAGGAUAAACAUUAGUAAUACCAGGAUAAACAUUGGUUAUACUAUGAUAAACAUUGGUAAUACCAGGAUAAUCAUUGGUUAUACCAUGAUAAACAUUCGUAAUACCAGGAUAAACAUAGGUAAUACCAUGAUAAACAUUGGCAAUACCAGGAUAAACAUUGGUAAUACCAGGAAAAACAUUGGUAAUACAAUGAUAAACAUUUGUAAUACAAUUAUAAACAUUGGUUAUACCAUGAUAAACAUUGGUUAUACAAUGAUCAACAUUGGUAAUACCAUGCCAAAAAUUGGUAAUACAAUGAUAAACAUUGGUAAUACCAUGAAAAACAUUGGUAAUACCAGGAUAAACCUUGGUAAUACCAGGAUAAACAUUGGUUAUACCAUGAAAAACAUUGGUAAUACCAGGAUAAACCUUGGUAAUACCAGGAUAAACAUUGGUAAUACCAGGGUAAACAUUGGUAAUACCAGGAUAAACCUUGGUAAUACCAGGAUAAACAUUGGUAAUACCAGGAUAAUCAUUGGUUAUACCAUGAUAAACAUUGGUUAUACCAUGAUAAACAUUGGUAAUACCAGGAUAAACAUUGGUAAUACCAUGAUAAAUAUUACAAAUUUGUGUGUAUCACUACAAAUUAGAAUUGAUCUUAAUCCAUAUAUAUAUAUAUAUUAGCUGUCUUUUUUUUUAUAUAUUUGUAAUUACUUGAUGUCAAUUGAUGUUACAAGAUAAAAUUAAGAAUUAGUACAGUCCAGGCUAACAUAGCUUUGAUGAUAAAAUGCUAAAGUGAAAACUAUUUUUUUUCAAACUAUAGCAAAACUUCAUUCAGUUAGUAAUAAUAUAAAUCUCAAAAGAAAUGUAUAAAUCCUCUUUUAUAUGAACGUCACAAAUGAAACCAUGCCUUAACAAUAGUAUAUUAGUAAACACUGCAUACAGUAUGUUGUAUAGCACACUCCGGUAUCCAAUCAUGUACUCGGUAUACCCACGUAAUGCUAGACUAGUAUUUCAAAUCAAGCGAGAUAUUAUUUGUGAUCAUUCACCAUGUAUACGGAAAAACUGACAUUUUCACUGCAAAACCACUACCUGUUUAAAACUUCAAGAACAGAAAUAUUUCUUUUCUAAAACUGUUAACAUACUUGAUGCAUUAUAAACACAAUUUUAGGACUAGUGCAAGUCUAGUUAUUUAUGUACAGUGCUUAAAUAAUCAUAUAUAAUAUGGACAGAUACAAAACAUAAAGUAUAACACUACAUGACAAUGUGUAUGAAGACAUUUAAUUCAUGAGCUUUGUACUUGUCACAUUCAAUAAAUAAGCAUAACAUCUCAAUGAUACCUAAUGAUGAAACAAUCACAAGAUUAGGACGACAUGAUUUUACACAAUCUACAUCAAUCCACAUGUCGCCCUCAUUUUCGCUAAAUACACUUGCUUGUGGAAUAUUAAUACUUGCUUCCUUGUCUACGACCUAACAACCGUGCUCUGCAUGGAUGUAACAGUGUGCCCUUGUAUUUAGUCAC